UACUUACAAAGGGAUGAGAAGACGGCCGAGAAGAGAACGCACCCCACCCCCCACCAUUUCCGUCUCUCUCGGUCUCCCAUGGCGGAAGAUCUGGUCCUGGACACGGCCAUCAGGGACUGGGUCCUCGUCCCUCUCUCUGUGGUCAUGGUCCUCAUCGGCGUCCUUCGCUACUUCGUCGCCAAGCUCAUGCGCUCCUUCCAGCCCCCCGAUCGCAAAGCCCUCAAGGAAGGGCAGGUGGUUCUCAGAGCUAGGAACUUAAAGGCAGGGGCCAAUUUCAUCCCGGCGAAGUCCUUUCGGGUGCGAAGAUUCUAUUUUACUAACGAGGAGAACGGCCUACUGCAUGUUCCCAAAGAUCAGGCCCAGAAUGCCCAGGCACAAAUGUUUUCAGAUCCCAAUAUGGCUAUGGAUAUGAUGAAGAAAAAUCUUUCAAUGAUCAUUCCACAGACACUUACUUUUGCAUGGGUGAACUUUUUCUUCUCAGGAUUCGUAGCAGCAAAAAUACCGUUCCCAUUGACCCAAAGGUUUAGGUCAAUGCUGCAGAAUGGUAUUGACCUCAGCACUGUUGAUGUGAGCUAUGUCAGUAGUCGUUCCUGGUAUUUCCUUAAUUUGUUUGGCUUGAGGGGUUUAUUCAGCCUUAUUCUUGGGGAGGAGAAUGCCCAGGAUGACACACAAAGGAUGAUGCAAAUGGGUGGGUUUGGCUUUGACCCAACAAAGAGCUUGAGUGCAGAGAAAGACAGCCUGGACAUUGUUCAGCAUGAGUGGGUCCUUCCAAAGAUGGAGCAACGUGCUGAAGAAGUAUUGAGAAAAUUAGUGAAGUAGAAACUUUGCCCAUUUAAUUGAGUGAGAUCACUGGUCAACAAAGUUGAAGUUUAUCAUUACGUACUGGAUUGUAGACGCUCGAAUAUUGGUGUAUUUCUAGUUAAUGUGUUUUAUUCUGCCAUUAUGGAAAUCCCAGAGACCUAAUCCACAAAGGCACAGCAGACUAAUAUUUCCUGAAAGAAAUGCAGGCUGGUUUUAUGAAUUUUGUUUUCA
Messenger RNA from Elaeis guineensis (African oil palm), 1032 nucleotides. RefSeq lists its product as uncharacterized. Gene Ontology annotation, cellular component: membrane; EMC complex. The record is from RefSeq and is a predicted model, not a curated record. NCBI's taxonomy places the organism in Eukaryota, Viridiplantae, Streptophyta, Magnoliopsida, Arecales, Arecaceae. Gene Ontology annotation, biological process: protein folding in endoplasmic reticulum.